Messenger RNA from Camellia sinensis, 579 nucleotides. NCBI's taxonomy places the organism in Eukaryota, Viridiplantae, Streptophyta, Magnoliopsida, Ericales, Theaceae. The record is from RefSeq and is a predicted model, not a curated record.
AUGGUAAUUCCUGCCGAGAUGGGUCACAAGAAAGCAGUUGCAGACGAUCUUCUGGGCGACAUCCCCGACACUGCGAUCCAGCAUGGCCACUCCUUUGCGAUGCAAGCCUUCGCCAUCAAUAAGGAGUUGGCCGACAAGACCAAGGAAGCCGCUGCUUUGCAAAGGACCAUCAACAAGGCCGAGACAAAGAUGAAGAACUUGACAGAUCAGGCCGAGGCAGCCAAGAAGGCUCAGGAGCAUGCCGAGGAAAAGGCUGAUGCUGCGAAGGCUAUUGCUGCGAAGGCUAUUGCCAAGGCGAUCCAGCAUGGCCACUCCUUUGCGAUGCAAGCCUUCGCCAUCAAUAAGGAGUUGGCCGACAAGACCAAGGAAGCCGCUGCUUUGCAAAGGACCAUCAACAAGGCCGAGACAAAGAUGAAGAACUUGACAGAUCAGGCCGAGGCAGCCAAGAAGGCUCAGGAGCAUGCCGAGGAAAAGGCUGAUGCUGCGAAGGCUAUUGCUGCGAAGGCUAUUGCCAAGGUCCUUGCGGCCGAAAAGAAAGAGACCGAGGCAAAGAUGGCCGAGGCCCAAAAGAAACUCUAG